Messenger RNA from Orycteropus afer afer, 789 nucleotides. NCBI's taxonomy places the organism in Eukaryota, Metazoa, Chordata, Mammalia, Tubulidentata, Orycteropodidae. The record is from RefSeq and is a predicted model, not a curated record.
AUGUCACCCUGGCCCACUGCGCAGCAGCAGGAGCUCAAGGCCCGGGUGGCCCGCAGACGCCUGUCCCAGGCCAAGCACCGGACCAGCCUAGCAAGGCUCUUCAACCACAUCAGGAAGACUGUUUAUGUCCACUCUGACUUCAGAGCCUCAAAGUGGCAGGUUUUGAAUAAGGCGAAGAGUCAUAUUCAGUAUCUGGAGCAAACCUUGGAUAAUUUGCUGAAGCUGAAAGGUUUCUUCAACGUGCAGGAUGGCAAUGCAGGAAGCUUAGAAGAGGUCAGGGAAGCGUAUGCCAGAAUGUACUCCAGGAAUCACAGUGUGGACCCAAACAAGGCGCAUCAGAAGGGCUCCUGCUGGUGCAAGAAUGAGGAGUUCCUGAAGGACGAGGAGGAGGAAGAAGAGGAUGAAGAAGAAGAGGAGGAGGAGGAGGAAGAAGAGGAGGAGGAGGAAGAAGAGGAGGAGGAGGGAGAAGAGGAGGAGCAGGAGGGAGAAGAGGAGAAUAAAAUGGAGUGUGUCCACUCCUCAGACGCCGUGUCGCCAGACCUCAUGGAAUUCGAACGGAGACUGUAUCAGUUGGUCCUUUUGGAAGAUGCCUUUGAUACAGCAAGUUUCCUGGACAAAAGUGAGGCUCCAAGUACAUCUAGCUCCAGUUCAGUGUUUGCCAGCUACCACCCUGAGAAUCCAGAGGAGAAGUUCCACCUGUAUGUGCAGAUCCUUGACUAUUUAAAAGGGCUUUACUGUGUGAACACUCAGCUGAAACAGGUAGGACAGAGCCGGGUGUGGGAGACCUGA